Onychostoma macrolepis is the source of this 2005-nucleotide messenger RNA. RefSeq lists its product as uncharacterized. Gene Ontology annotation, biological process: DNA integration. The transcript has 4 exons. Gene Ontology annotation, molecular function: nucleic acid binding. The record is from RefSeq and is a predicted model, not a curated record. Bases 117 to 1619 code for a protein of 500 amino acids. Lineage: Eukaryota; Metazoa; Chordata; Actinopteri; Cypriniformes; Cyprinidae.
UAUUGUCAGUGUAUCCUAAUAGUUUGUGUAAUACAUUCUAAAUUAGAUAUUUCUUUCUAAAGGAACAUUUUGUUUGCUUUUUCUCAUUCUUUGCUUUUGUCAUUUAACACAAUUAUAUGACUUUAAACUACUUUUUCUUCCUUUUUAAAAAACAUAACAUGAUAUACUUUUUAAAACAAAAAGUAUGCUCUAAUAUUUAUUAUUAUUAUUUACUUUUAAUUUUUAGACUUCAAACCAUGUUGAGGAGCCUGGAAUGGGCAAAGGGGAGGCUUCUACAUACUCAGGCAGCAGAUGAGAUAAUCCAUGAAGUAUCUGAUUUUAUUCAGGAGAUUCAAACUUCUGAACCGAGAGCACAGGAAGACAGCACUGGAUAUCGACCUCCACUGAGUCGUAGUGGAUCCAGAGGCGCACCGUCUUAUGUUAUUACUCAGGAUCAAUUGUUGUUUUUGUUGUCUUGUGGCUUCACUGAAACACAGAUUGCACAUAUUCUACACACCUCCAUAUCUACAGUCAAGCGACGUUUAAGGUGCUUCAAUCUGUUGCAGUCUGCCUCAUACUCAGACGUAUCUAAUGCAGACUUAGAUGAAAAGAUUAGGGAUCUAGUGGCUGGAAAUGACCAACUUGGACCAGAGGCAGUUCGAGCACAACUGAGGACAGAGGGAAUUCGGGAUCAGAGGUGCAGAGUGAGGAGCAGUAUGCAUUGUGUCAACCCAAGGGCUACAGCUCUCAGAGCAAUGUCUCAGCGACUACGUAGAAGGUCCUACCGUGUCGCAGGACCUAAUUCUUUAUGGCAUCUUGAUGGAAAUCACAAACUAAUACGAUGGAGGAUAGUAAUUCAUGGUGCCAUUGAUGUCUACAGUCGGCUCGUCACCUUUCUCCGUGCAUCUAACAACAAUCGCAGCAGCACUGUCAUGAACUGCUUCUUGGAUGCCAUUUCCAAAUAUAGAGUCCCUUCCAGAGUAAGGACUGACCAUGGUGGAGAGAACAGUGCAGUGUGCUUGUUCAUGAACCUGUUCAGAGGCACCGAGCGAGGGAGUGCUCUUAGAGGAAGAAGUACACACAAUCAGAGGAUUGAAAGACUUUGGGUCGAUCUGUGGCGUGGGGUGUCAAAUGUGUACUAUGACCUUUUCCACUUUCUUGAGAGUGAGGGCAUUGUGGAUGUAGAUAAUGAAAUGCACAUGUGGGCUCUGCAAUAUGUCUACAUCCCAAGAAUUAACAAAGACUUGACAAAUUUUACACACCAGUGGAACAAUCAUGGUUUGCGAACCGAGAGACACCAGUCACCUCUACAAAUCUUUGUCCAGGGUUGCCUGGCACAACAGAGGCUGCUAAGUACUGCAAUGCAGGAGAUAUUUGCAUCAAGACCCUCAGACUCCAUUGGAGGAGAGACUAAUCCAGUAGACCUAAUUGGUGGUGGCAGUCAUUCUGUAUCAGGAGCGGUAUCUCAUGUGCAUUGGCUUGAACGAGUUACCGUACCUCCAAACCAGUUCACUGUGACCGAUGAUGAGAUGCAGCAACUCGCAGAACAAAUUGAUCCACUUGGAGGUCCCCGGGAAAAUCUUGGAAUAAAUGUCCUUAAAGAUUUUUCCUUUUGUGGAAAACCUAAGAAUGUAAAUUGACAUUUAAUAGUGUUUCACUUAGCAUGUGUCAUGUUCUGAUUGGUUUCUCCCCCUCUGCUUUCCUGUCUCAUUUAUAUUUUAUGUGAGGGCUAAGUCAUCUUCUCAGUACAAAAACAUGUAUACAAAAGAAAUUAAAAUAAAUAAAUAAAUCACACUGUAAGUCACAUCAAUAAACAACUAUUUAUUGUAAUUAUGAUGUAAAUUUCAUUAAUUUGUAGUGUAAUCUGAAUACUUUCAGAUGUGCAUUCUAAUCAGAUAUCACAAGACAGAUCAGAACUGGAGAAAAGGACAAAAUUCAGCAACACCUGCAAAUAUCAAAAAGCAGUAGUAAAAAUGUGUAAUAAAAUGUCCAUAAUAUAACUUUAUAUAACAAUCAGAGUGCGCAC